GCCGCGGGUGGAGCUGCCCUCGGUGCCGCCCCGCGGCCGCCGCUCCGGGAAGCCCAGAGCGCGGGCGGGAGGAGGGCGAGCCAAGGCGGCGGGUGGAGCAGUGGCCGCGCGGCGCGACCAAUCGCGCCGCGCCGGGGGAGGAGCCCCAAGGGGGGAAAAAGAAAGUGCGGCGGAAAGUAAGAGGCUCAUUGGGGGAAGGCUGGCCGGAUCGGGGACCCCAGGGCUCCGCUUUGGCCAGACGCAAGGAAAGAAGCUGUGCUGGGCUACUCUGCACCCAUCCCGCCGCUUUCACUGCGCCGGCUCUGCUGCUUACCAGGAAAGGAUGGGACUUCUGUGGUGUGUAAUGAGUCUCUACUUUUAUGGGAUCCUGCAAAGUCAUGCCUCAGAACGCUGCGAUGACUGGGGACUAGAUACCAUGAGGCAGAUCCAAGUGUUUGAAGAUGAGCCAGCUCGCAUCAAGUGCCCACUCUUUGAACAUUUCUUGAAAUAUAACUACAGCACAGCCCAUUCAGCUGGCCUGACUCUGAUCUGGUAUUGGACUAGGCAGGACCGGGACCUUGAGGAGCCAAUUAACUUCCGCCUCCCUGAGAACCGCAUUAGUAAGGAGAAAGACGUGCUCUGGUUCCGGCCUACCCUCCUCAAUGACACGGGCAACUAUACCUGCAUGUUAAGGAACACCACGUAUUGCAGCAAAGUUGCAUUUCCUCUGGAAGUUGUUCAGAAAGAGACCUGUUUCAAUUCUUCCAUGAAACUCCCAGUGCAAAAACUGUAUUUAGAAUAUGGUAUUCAGAAGAUCACUUGUCCAAAUGUAGAUGGAUUUUUUCCUCCCAGUGUCAAACCAACCGUCACUUGGUAUAUGGGUUGUCGUAAAAUAGAGGACUUUCAUAAUGUGGUACCUGAAGGCAUGAAUUUGAGUUUUCUCAUAGCCUUGGUUUCAAAUAAUGGAGAUUAUACAUGUGUUGUCACAUAUCCAGAAAAUGGGCGUACCUUCCAUCUCAGCCGGACUCUGACUGUAAAGGUGGUAGGUUCUCCAAAAGAUGCUCUGCCCCCCCAGAUCCAUUCACCCAAUGAUCUUGUGGACUACGAGAAAGAACCGGGAGAGGAGCUACUCAUCCCUUGUAAAGUCUUUUUUACUUUCCUGAAGGACUCUCGCAAUGAGAUUUGGUGGACCAUUGAUGGAAAAAAGCCAGAUGACACCACUCUGGACGUAACUGUUAAUGAAAGUGUAAGUCAGACUCUAACAGAAGAUGAAUGGAGAACUCAGAUUUUGAGCAUCAAGAAAGUUACUGCUGAGGAUCUCAAGCGCAACUAUGUCUGUCAUGCUAGAAAUGCCAAAGGGGAGGUUGACAAACCAGCCAAGGUGAAACAGAAAGUGAUAGCUCCAAGAUACACAGUGGAACUGGCAUGUGGUUUUGGAGCCACAGUCCUGCUAGUGGUGAUCCUCAUUGUCAUUUACCAUGUCUACUGGCUGGAGAUGGUCCUAUUUUACCGGGCUCAUUUUGGAACAGAUGAAACCAUUUUAGAUGGGAAGGAAUAUGAUAUUUAUGUAUCCUAUGCAAGGAAUGCUGAAGAAGAAGAAUUUGUAUUACUGACCCUCCGUGGAGUUUUGGAGAAUGAAUUUGGAUACAAGCUGUGCAUCUUUGACCGAGACAGUCUACCUGGGGGAAAUACAGUGGAAGCAGUUUUUGACUUCAUUCAGAGGAGCCGAAGGAUGAUUGUUGUCCUGAGCCCAGAUUAUGUGACAGAAAAGAGCAUCAGUAUGCUGGAGUUUAAACUGGGUGUCAUGUGCCAGAACUCCAUUGCCACCAAACUUAUUGUGGUUGAAUACCGUCCCCUUGAGCACCCACACCCAAGCAUCCUGCAGCUGAAAGAGUCUGUGUCUUUUGUGAGCUGGAAGGGAGAAAAGUCCAAACAUUCUGGCUCUAAAUUCUGGAAGGCCUUGCGGUUGGCUCUUCCCCUGAGAAGUCUGAGUGCCAGCUCUGGUUGGAAUGAGAGCUGCUCUUCCCAGUCUGACAUCAGUCUGGACCAUGCUCAAAGGAGGAGAAGUCGUUUGAAAGAUCCCCCAGAACUCCAGAGCUCAGGGAGGGCUGCAGGUGCCUCCCCAGCCCCAGGCACGAUGUCCAAACACAGAGGAAAGUCUUCUGCAGCCUGUCGCUGCUGUGUCACCUACUGUGAAGGAGAGAGUCACCUGAGGAGCAAGAGCCGGGCAGAGAUUCAUACCCAACCACAGUGGGAGACACACCUCUGUAAGCCUGUUUCCCAAGAGUCAGAAACUCAAUGGAUACAAAAUGGCACCAGAUUGGAGCCCCCUGCACCCCAGAUCUCAGCCCUUGCUCUUCACCAUUUCACGGAUUUAUCCAAUAACAAUGAUUUUUAUAUCCUAUAAUUACUCUGUGGUGGGUGGUGGCUGCUGUCUCUACCAGCCUUCUUUGUGUCAUGAACCUAUGGGAAUAGUUGACAUUUUUAUCAUCUAAUGGACUAUCAGAUUGUGUCUCCUUUAUUGAUUUUUAAAAACUAUUUAUUUCUAGGAGACAAAAGACCUGAAGGACCUGAAUCCAGAUUAUUGCCUCUAAUGGGCUCAGAAGAGCACACUCUUCUUGGGCCCUAGAAGGUCAGUAUGUGAAAGUCGCCUAAAGUCUGAUCCUCUAUCCUGCCCAAUGGUUUAAAAUUGAGCAAAAAAUUUAAAUGUGUUUCCUUUGAGUUUGUUGAUAAACUUCAUGUUCUGAGUCAGUCAGGGCUACUUGGGCUAUGAUACUUACAGGGUGUGUCUCCCAAGGGAGCAUUAUGGAAUGGAGUUGGUUCUGGUGGAAGCUGUAGGACUAAGCUCAACAGAAAACCUACAGCAUAUUUUCCCUGGAAAAACUAAACACACUCACACAGGGAUAUAUGGUGUUCUCGGUCUCACUGUAAACUAGUGUUCUCUAAACUGCCUAAAAUUGUUGGCAUCAAUAAAGUUAUAUUUUUAUGUGA
Messenger RNA from Equus caballus (horse), 2970 nucleotides. It is a transcript of the gene IL1RAP, whose product is annotated as interleukin 1 receptor accessory protein. Gene Ontology annotation, molecular function: interleukin-1 receptor activity; interleukin-1 receptor binding. NCBI's taxonomy places the organism in Eukaryota, Metazoa, Chordata, Mammalia, Perissodactyla, Equidae. The record is from RefSeq and is a predicted model, not a curated record. Gene Ontology annotation, biological process: signal transduction.